GAAAGCAAUUUGGAGCUAUUUAUAUAAUGAUAAAGAGAUGUAAUAUACCUAUUUAUUAAAUAGUGGUGACGGAUCAUAUGACAUAGAAGGAAAUGGGAUUAAGAUUGGUAUUUGGAUUUAAUUAAGUGACGAUUUUUUUAGCAAUCUUAAGCAACUUAUAAUGGAGAAUUUUAAAAUGGAAAAAAAAUUGGUAGAUGGAAUAUUUUGUUUAAAGGGUUAUAUUAGAAAAAAUUUUAAUAGGUGUAAAAAUAAUCAUAUAAUUAAUUGAGUUUAGCGGAGGUGGAUAUUAUGAAAAAGGAGAGGAUAGAGUUAAGGUUGGAAGAUGGAUUGAAUUAUAGGAUGGAUUUAAAGAUUAUUCUUAAGUUAUUUUAAAUGGAGAAUAUAAAAAUUUCAAAAAAGUAGGUAUCUGAAAUAUUUUCUAUAGGAAUUAGGAUGAGAAAGAAUUUAAAUAGUUGUAAUAAAUUAUAUUUUUCAACUAUUAAGUGGUUGUGGAUCUUAUAAUAAUGGAAGU
This is a messenger RNA of Paramecium primaurelia, 511 nucleotides long. Lineage: Eukaryota; Ciliophora; Oligohymenophorea; Peniculida; Parameciidae. The record is from the annotation of a GenBank genome assembly.